Aspergillus aculeatinus CBS 121060 is the source of this 588-nucleotide messenger RNA. RefSeq lists its product as uncharacterized. Bases 138 to 446 code for a protein of 102 amino acids. The record is from RefSeq and is a predicted model, not a curated record. The transcript has 2 exons. NCBI's taxonomy places the organism in Eukaryota, Fungi, Ascomycota, Eurotiomycetes, Eurotiales, Aspergillaceae.
UCGACUUGCUAUGCUCCGCCUUCGCCCCCUCUCCUCUUCGUGAUUUUGGUAUUUGCGUCAGCUUUGUUUCUCAAUCGACGGCGAAGUCAAUCUCACUUCCCACUACCGCAAGACGUGGAAGUGCUCCAACCUUCAAGAUGUUUCGCAUGCCAAAAGAUAUCCCACGAGCUACCCUAGCAGGCGCCGUGAUUUGCAUCACUAUCUCCGGUACCCUUUUUGGCGCCUCGCAGAAAUCCAAACAUCAAUUUCAACAGAAAGUCCAAGAACAGAAGGCACUUGAGCCGACGAUCGAUGAGCGAAUCACCGGGCUCAGAGGUAUGCGAGAAAACCUGAUGGCCAAAAAGGAACUCGUGGAGAAGCAGCUUCAGAAUCUGGAGGCUAGAAUCGAAGAAAGAACCCAGAACCAAUUCAGUGAGCCGAAGAAGGAGCCGCCGCACAACAAGUGAAGGAUUGAGUCUGAAAGAAUGCGAGCUCAAAAAGAUAAUGCCGCCGCCCAAUGUCUUGGUUGGUUCGAUUACUGCUUGCUAGCCUUAUGCGAUGGACUGUCAUUCAAGUGACGAAUGUCCGGGCGAUUGAUCGUCACCUUAU